This is a messenger RNA of Paramuricea clavata, 1140 nucleotides long. Lineage: Eukaryota; Metazoa; Cnidaria; Anthozoa; Malacalcyonacea; Plexauridae. The record is from the annotation of a GenBank genome assembly.
AUGGCUGAUAUUGUAAACAAAUUUCAAGGAGCAGAACGCUUCACUAAACUGGACCUCAAAGAAGCAUACCACCGGUUUGUCCUCGGCGAACAGUCGCGUAACAUCACCACUUUUUAUGGCCCUGAUGGCCUCAACCGCUACAAAAGGCUCAAUUAUGGAACCAAAUCUGCCCAAGAUAUCCUCCAGUUGGAGAUGCACAAGAUGCUGUCCGGUAUCCCAAGCCAGGUGAAUAUAGCGGCGGAUGAUAUCUUGAUUGGCGGGUCAGUCGAAGAGCAUGAUGCAGCCCUGCAAAAAGUGCUGUCAGCCUUAACGAGUAAUGGUAUCACCGUGAAUCCUGAUAAGUGUGUCUUUGAUGUAGAGGAGGUGCGAUUCGUCGGGCUGGUGUUCAACAAGCAGGGCAUAAAACUCGACCCAAAGAAUGUAAAGGAUCUACAAGAUGCAAGUCAACCCACAAAUAAAGUGGAGCAGCUGCGCUCCUUCCUCGGGAUGGCAGGGUGUAAUGAACGUUUCAUUCCAAACUUCGCGAGUAUUGUCCACCCUCUGCGGCAACAGCUGAAGGAGAACAUCUGGGCGUGGGACGAAAAGUGCCAAGAAGCAUUCACCAAGUUGCAAGCCUCGUUAAGCGAAUUUUUACUACUACACCAUUAUGUAAUCGGACAUGACACCGAACUAGUUGUAGACGCCAGUAUCACGGGUCUGGGGGCAGUUCCUGUCCAGCGAGCAUCGACGACUGGGGCCUUCCACCCGGUCACGUACAAGUCGCGCUCACUGAAAGAGGUUGAAACCAGAUACUCCGCGACCGAGCGAGAGGCACUAGCCUUGCGCUGGGCAUGCAGGAAGCUACGAAAGUAUUUGCUCGGUGCACCAAAAUUGCGCGUCGUUACCGACCACAGUCCACUAACCUAUAUGUUCCACAAGGUAUGCGGGAGCUACUUCCAAGAGUCGAGAACUUUGUUAUGGACGUGCAAGAGUUUGAGUACGAGAUCGUCUACCGUCCGGGAAAGACAUGCAUCGCUGAUUACAUGUCACGACAUCGUGUUGAUCGAGCAGGAUCAAGUCGAGUGUUUGAGAUCAAAGCAGCAGCGGAGAGCGUUGUUGAGAGCGGGUACUGCCACGCCCUUAAUAAACAAGGAACAGUGA